AUGAGGAUGGGUAUGGUGGUAGUGGUGGAGAUGGGGGGGAGGAACAAGGCGCUCAAGGCGUUUGCUGAGAGGAAUAAGGAGGGGGCGCUGAAGACGCGGCCGAAGGGGUUUAACCCGGAGCAUCGGGAUAUGCAGCUGCUGAAGCUGAAGAACUUCACUGUCGGUACCAAGGUCAGCGAGAAGUUGUUUACCGAAGCGGGGUCGCAGGAGCAGAUUGGGCAGAUUGUGGGGGAUAUGGUUGGAUUUAUCACCCAUCUCAACCGGAUUGUCAUGCCGGAUCCGGGGGAUGAUGACGAUGAUGAUGAUGAUGACGAGGACGAGGUUCAAGUCGAGGGCGAGUGA
Messenger RNA from Chaetomium globosum CBS 148.51, 342 nucleotides. RefSeq lists its product as uncharacterized. The record is from RefSeq and is a predicted model, not a curated record. Bases 1 to 342 code for a protein of 113 amino acids. The transcript has 2 exons. NCBI's taxonomy places the organism in Eukaryota, Fungi, Ascomycota, Sordariomycetes, Sordariales, Chaetomiaceae.